AUGGCUGCCGACACUAUUUCCACCGAAAAUAGCAACAGGCUCGCUAGACGUAUCCAGAAGGACGUUACCGCAUCUGCUGCCUUGAAAGCAUCAUGGCAAAGCACAAAGAGAAUGUCAGUCGGCUUUACAAUACGCACGAAGGAGGUAGCUCUGAUGUUUCCAAUGAACGCCCUCUCAGGCCAGAAGUCCUGCAAUAUUGUAAACAAGGGCUGCUGGAGACAGAUGGUGAGACAAGCAACACAGGAACUGAUUAAAUUCUCACAAUGCAAGAAUUAUGACGGGAAAGCAAAGAGCAAGAUCUGCGGUCCUUGGGGCUCCAUCUGCAUUGAACAGUCUAUAGAGGAUUGGAACAACGAGGUAAUAAUGGAAGCAGGCAUAGUUUUUGAUGAGGAUGAUCACUGGAGGAGCGAAAUCAAAUUACGUGUAAAGAGAUUAGGGAGGUCUCUAAUCUGCAUAUAUGGACGCGCAAGCUACGUCAGCUAA
This is a messenger RNA of Talaromyces stipitatus ATCC 10500, 483 nucleotides long. RefSeq lists its product as uncharacterized. The transcript has 4 exons. Lineage: Eukaryota; Fungi; Ascomycota; Eurotiomycetes; Eurotiales; Trichocomaceae. The coding region runs from base 1 to 483 and encodes 160 amino acids. The record is from RefSeq and is a predicted model, not a curated record.